AGGCUGUCCCUGAAACAUACUUUCCCACACACUCUCAGGAGUCAGCGCUGCUCGCACACACUCGCCGCUUGAACCUCAACUCUGGUGAAACACCUGGAGUAAACUUAACAUCAUCUGAAACCGUCCACUUUUCUGACCUUCAGAACCACAACAAUUAACAGGGGACAGUAAUAAUUAUAAAAGUAAUGGCUGCCCAGCAGAGGCUCUCCCUCACGGUGGCCCUGAGCCUGUUGCUCCUCGCCACCCUGCUGCCCGGCUCCGAGGCCCGGCGUGGAGGAGGCUUCAUGCGGGGAGGCAGCUCGUUCGGCCGCGGUGGAGGAGGCUACAACCGGGGCUGGGGCGGAGGAGCAUACAGACCUGCACCUGUCCAGACCGGCGGCUCCAGCGCAGGGAAAGUGGCCGGAGCAGCUGCAGCAGGAGCCGUAGGGGGCGCGAUGCUGGGGUCUGCCCUGAGCCGUCCAGGGUAUGGCUAUGGUUUGGGCGGAGGAUAUGGAGGCUUUGGAGGCUAUGGAGGUUAUGGAGGCUAUGGAGGUGGGUACGGCUACCCUCACUUUGGCGGCGGAUAUGGCGGCGCCUACCGCCCCCGGCCUGCCUAUGAGCAGGAGGGCUCUGGAGACAUGGAGUACUACACCGGAGCGUCCAGUGGGCCCAUCUACAACAGCAUCAUCGUCGUCAUUGGCUCCCUGAUGUCUCUGCUGAUGGGCCACUGGGUGGCAGUCAUGUAGAGCUGGGGGGAGAUGGGAUCCCAGAAACAACCUAAUUCUGACUAAUAAUAACUUCAUGAGCUGAGAGCGAGCAGAACUAUUUUGUGGUAAAUUGGAUGGUGACAUGCAAUGAUGAAACUGUCUGCUCAGCAACACUGCAAGAGCCACGGAAUGAGAUCCACUAGGAGAAAAAGAGGAAUUUGACCCACUUUACCUCUAUGCAUGCAACACCAUCCCUCUAUCCUGAAAUGUCCAGAUGUAGCAGAGAAAAGACACUUCCUGUAGAUCCUGGUCUGAGCCAUGAUGAGUUGGUUUGUGAGGAAUAACUGUUUAUACUCUGUCUAUGUCCCUAGUUCCUAUCACACGUUCCUUUUUUUUUUUUGGACAAAAAUUCAUGUAACUAACCAUGUUGCCAGUUUUUUUUUUAAUUUUUGAUGAUGAGGAAGAUUAUAAUGAUGCCGAUUUGAGUUUAAGAGCAGCUACACACUUUACAUAAACAUGGAAUUCUCUCUGUCUAUUUCAUCUCAGCCGUGAAACCUGAUCAUUUCUGAACUCUGCAGUUCACAUUAUGUACCUAUUAGGGAUAUGCUUUAUAUGAUGCUUAUGUAACCAAAUGCAGUACAUAUGUCAUGUCAUGUUUGGAGACCAAGAGGCAAAUGUGCUAACCUGUAUUGUUACAUGAAUAUAAAAAAAAAAAAAACAAUUAGAAGAAACCC
This is a messenger RNA of Myripristis murdjan (pinecone soldierfish), 1420 nucleotides long. RefSeq names its product shadow of prion protein 2 (gene sprn2). The record is from RefSeq and is a predicted model, not a curated record. The coding region runs from base 186 to 725 and encodes 179 amino acids. The transcript has 2 exons. NCBI's taxonomy places the organism in Eukaryota, Metazoa, Chordata, Actinopteri, Holocentriformes, Holocentridae.